Molecule: messenger RNA, 1757 nt
Organism: Cryptomeria japonica (Japanese cedar)
Lineage: Eukaryota; Viridiplantae; Streptophyta; Pinopsida; Cupressales; Cupressaceae
Product: UPF0481 protein At3g47200
Exons: 1
Coding region: 70-1569 (499 amino acids)
Source: RefSeq, a predicted model, not a curated record
UUAAAACCUAUGGUCUAAUUAAAGCGAGUCUGCCUCAAACAUGCUGUGAUAACAAGGUGGUUAUUGUAAAUGAAGAAAAGUUCUCUUCUCAAGCCAGAAAAAGUUAUGUAUUCAAAUAGGUACAAAAGGUUUGUUGACAUCGGGCGCAUUGAAGUCUUCAACAAAAAAUUGCUAGUUGAGGUCCUCUGUUUUGGUCUGCCUAGAGCAAAAUCCAUGAGACUGCAAAUUGAGGAAGCCGAAUGGCUCAUUCAGGUCAAAGAGGAGGUGCUUUCAUGCCAUGCUCAUAACCACACAUCGCCCUCCAUUUUGAGCGUUCCAAAGACAUUACUCAACGAAAAUGAAGCAGCAUACAUCCCUGAAAUCGUUUCUAUUGGUCCCUACCACUUUGGCAAACCAGAGCUCACACCCAUGGAAAAGUACAAAGCUCAGGCUGUGUGCAGGCUAUCCACCCGAAUUCAGGAAAAAUUCCCUGAAAAAGACUUCUUUUGUGUUGUGGAGAAGCUUAAGAUCAUGGAGCGCCAAAUUAGGGAUUGCUAUGACAAGGAAAUAGAAUGCAGCGGAGAAGUUCUUUGCUGGAUCAUGGCGCGAGACGCCUCUUUUCUUCUUGAGUUCUUCCGAAACUAUAUCACCCCAUUUCAACCUACAGAUCAAAUAUUUUGCCAAAAUUUUCAUCCGGUUUUCCGCCCAGAAAAUGAUAACAGCACGGUCCUUGCAAUCAUCAAAGAUGUAAUGAAAUUGGAGAAUCAGAUCCCUCUGUUCGUUCUGGAACAAGUUCUUUCUGUGGAAAUGAAUUCCAUGGAAUUAGCCCGGGACAAGAUUGAUUUAGUACUAAAAAUAGUCUUUGCUAACAUAUACCGACCUUUUGAUUUUUACAUAUUUUGCAGGUCUUCAAAGAGGAGUCACAUACUGGAAAUGUAUCACUUCUCUUGUUUUGGGAAAGAUAUUGUUUCGGAAACUGAAAAGGAUUUAUGGAACUCGUGGCCAAAGUCGUCAGACAUCAGAUUCAAGCUUCCAUCUGCAGUUAAACUGAAGAAAGCGGGAGUGAAAUUCAGGGCUAACGCAGGGGGCAUAGAACAAAUAAAAUUUGACAAGAAAACUUCAGUUCUCUCGCUUCCCCUCAUCAUUCUGAACGUUGAAUCGGAGGUAUUUAUCAGAAACCUUGUUGCAUUCGAAAUGUGCUCUCCCAAUUACAAAGUUAAAAAACUUACGCAAUAUGCCCAAUUCAUGUCUGACCUGAUGCAUAACAAGAAGGGCGCAGUUGUGAUGAGGGAAAUGGGGAUGAUUGUGGGUAAUCUUCGAAAUUCUGCACAAUUGGCAAGCCUGUUCAAUUUGUCCAAUCAAUCGCCCUCCCUCUCAGAGUGCUCUGCUGUUGCAGAAACAAGGAAGAGCAUUCAGGAGUAUUACAGUAAAAAAUGGAGGAUCGGCUAUAAAAUUCUUUGGAAUGAGUUCUGGAAAGCUUAUGUUUCAAAACCCUGGUAUGUAAUUGGGGGUUUGGGAGCUACAGUAAUCUUCUUCCUCACUGCGAUGCAGGUCAUUUGCUUGUUUUACACCUGCACGCCCCAAAAUUGAAAGUUCAGUCGGUGUCAAAGUUUCCAGGUACCAUCGAACCGGUAUUGUCCGGUGAUCCGGUGAACCGGGCGCUACGAUCAAUGCAUCCGGACCGGCUGGUCCGGUCAAGAUUUACCUCAUGUAAUGGUGACGUUUUGUUGGAUAUUUCUUGGCUUAAUAAGAACAUCCCCGUGUUACGUUUGUUUGAA